AUGAGUAAACGUCCGUCCACAGCAGCCCUUCCGCCAGCUAAAAGGCUGGCACCCAUCUUCGCAAUGGGCAAGGCAAGCACCUCGGCGCCACCACCCACAACGGGCACGUUUGACCACACCGCGCCUCCCACCAUGAUCCACUACCACCACCUCGACCCGCUUGCGUCGACCUCUGAGCCCUCCAAGGACCCUGUCACGAUUAUUAUGUACGACCUCGACGGCACACUCAUUCGUCCCAAGGACGGCCGUCGCUUCCCAAAGGACGCAGAGGACUGGCAGUGGUGGCACGGCGGGGUGCCCAGUCACCUCAAGAAGAUGGCCAAGGCUGGCAACCACAUUGUCGUGUUCAGCAACCAGCUCAUGGAGACUGAAAAGAAGAAAAGGACGUGGAAGGGCAAACUGCCUCUCAUCGCUGCCAGAAUCGACGACGUGCCCAUCCGCGUCUUGGCGGCCACUCAGCGCGAUGCUUUCCGCAAGCCACACACGGGCAUGUUUGACUACCUGGUCCAGCUUUACGAAGAGAAAGGGUGGAAGAUUGACCGCGAGAAAUCGCUCUACGUAGGCGACGCCGCUGGCCGCAAGGGAGACCACAGCAACACCGACUUUACAAUGGCCCUCAACGCUGGCCUGAAUUUUGAGACUCCCGAGGAGCACUUUCUUGGCAUGGGACCCAAAUACCCCAACCCGCCCGCAGCCUUUCGCCCAACCGCCAUGAAGGACUAUGGUAACCUACCACCAAUUGUUCCCUCAAACACCCCAAUCGCGCGCGAGCAGGCCGAGAUUGUCCUGUUCAUUGGACCACCUGCCGCAGGCAAAACCUCCUUCUACCGUCGCCACUUUGACACCUACGAGCACAUCAACCAGGACACUCUGAGGACGCGUGAUGCGUGUAUCCGUGCUGCACGCCGUGCGGCUGACGAGGGUCGUGCUAUUGUCGUCGACAACCAGAACCGGGACAAGGGGACUCGUGCGCUUUGGGUAAACCUGGCCAAGGAGCUUAAGCUGCCCAUCCGCGCAUUCCAUUUCAAGGUGCCCGUCGACCUGGCCGAGCACAACAGUCUCUACCGUGGCAUGUACGCACCCAUCGGCGAGCCCAGUCGUGAGGUCCUCCCCAAACAGGCGUUCAUCAGCUUUUCCAACGCGUACGACGCGCCACUUAAGAAUGAGGGCUUUGAGGAGGUGCGCACGGUAAACUUUGUGUGGGAGGGAACGGCCGAGCAGUUCAAGCUCUGGGACAGGUACCUCCUGUCCAAGUAG
Molecule: messenger RNA, 1257 nt
Organism: Apiotrichum porosum
Lineage: Eukaryota; Fungi; Basidiomycota; Tremellomycetes; Trichosporonales; Trichosporonaceae
Exons: 8
Coding region: 1-1257 (418 amino acids)
Biological process (GO): DNA repair
Molecular function (GO): polynucleotide 3'-phosphatase activity; double-stranded DNA binding; ATP-dependent polydeoxyribonucleotide 5'-hydroxyl-kinase activity
Source: RefSeq, a predicted model, not a curated record